AUGAGACAAGUCUCACCGCCAUCCAUGACUCAAAGCACCGCUCACACCCUCCAUCCCUCUCCCUUCUCCUCCUCUCAUCAUCAUCAACACCGCCGCACUCCGUCUAAUGGUUCCAAGUUGAGAGCUGUCCGGCCCGCUCUACAUCGUCGAGGCACAACUAAUUACUCUAUACACAAGCUGGGUUCCGGUCAGGCAAAGCAGUCAGUCAGUGUCGACGACGAUUGCGAGACGGAAAUGGCGGCCAGCUUCCUCAAUUUCUGUGCCAUGUGCGAGAGACAGAUUACUGUACCGGACAAUUCUCUUCUGUACUGUAGUGAACGCUGCCGCCGCAAAGACUCUUGCAAACCAUUGUCGGCUUCUUGCCCCUCUACUGCCUCCAUGCCUCUCUCUACCUCGCCUCCGACCUCUCCUCCCAUGUCACCGCGGGCCAUCGUGGCUCCCAUGACACCCACCCGCAGACCCAGUGCUGGCAUCCGGAUACCUGGCGAACACCACGAUGCCAAGACAGAUCUUGACCCAACCGAAUGGAAGCCGGUAAUACCAAUGGGCUCUCUGCCCAAUGGUCUCAGCACCUUGGCGACGUCCGAAGCUUGGCACUAUUUGUCUCAGUUUCACGAUGAGCCCAUGACGCCCAUGCGCCGACCUCGUGCUAUCCACCGCACCUCGACGACCAGCUUGUCCGCGUUGAGUGCACCGAGUGCGUCCGGAAUCACUCUGCCGGCUUUGACCAGCACCCCAUCCACGGUCGCCUCGUCCUUUAGCAGCAACGCGUCAGACGCUCCGGGGCUGUUACACGAGCCCAUUCAUAAUCGCCCGUUACCACCUCGUCAUAGUAGCUCCAAUGUUGCCAAGGGUGUGCAACUUGUGGUACCCCACGUGAAAACUUCGGCUGAGGAUGUCACGGCGCCUGACAUGUCGGAUCACGGGUCUAUCUUCCCUGCUAGCAGUUCAAUCUGGAAUGGAUCCGACAAGACUCUGACCAGAGCUUGA
Messenger RNA from Aspergillus chevalieri, 990 nucleotides. RefSeq lists its product as uncharacterized. Lineage: Eukaryota; Fungi; Ascomycota; Eurotiomycetes; Eurotiales; Aspergillaceae. The record is from RefSeq and is a predicted model, not a curated record. The transcript has 3 exons. Bases 1 to 990 code for a protein of 329 amino acids.